Penicillium roqueforti is the source of this 1839-nucleotide messenger RNA. RefSeq lists its product as uncharacterized. The record is from RefSeq and is a predicted model, not a curated record. The transcript is spliced from 10 exons. NCBI's taxonomy places the organism in Eukaryota, Fungi, Ascomycota, Eurotiomycetes, Eurotiales, Aspergillaceae. Gene Ontology annotation, molecular function: myo-inositol:proton symporter activity. Gene Ontology annotation, biological process: transmembrane transport. Gene Ontology annotation, cellular component: membrane. The coding region runs from base 1 to 1839 and encodes 612 amino acids.
AUGGAUGAAAAGUCGUCUAAGAGCGAUUUCCCUCACUUUGAGCAUGUGCUCCCAGCUAAGACAGAGCUGGAUGAGGCUAUCAACCCUGAUGCACCUCCGAGGCGCCAGGCGAUCGGUAUCAACAUCGUUGAGAAUCCGUUGACGCGCGUCUCUAAGGAGCAGGCUAUUAUCGAUGCCCGGAAUUAUGCCGAGUCGCAUAAUAUGAGCGAAUAUGCCGAUCUGUUUGGGCGGGCUGCUGUGGUUGCGCGGAGCCCCAAAGAGUUCCCAUCGGCUACUGAGAUCGAUGAAGAGGAGCGCACUGCUCUUGCAUACGAGAGGGACCAUAAAUGGCACGGCUCAUUCAUGCUCUGGUACUCAAUUAGUCUAUGUGCUAUCGGUGCUGCCACACAAGGAUGGGAUCAGACUGGAUCCAACGGAGCCAACUUGUCCUUCCCUGAGGAAUUCGGAAUUGCCGGUAAAGGAAAAGAUGAAUGGAUCGUGGGAAUUGUCAACUCCAUCAUCUUCUUGACCGCAGGCCUUAUUGGUGCUUGGAUUGUUGAUCCACUUAACCACUAUUUGGGCCGGAGAGGUGAGAUUUUUGUCACUGCUCUCUGUCUCACUGCCACGCCCAUUGGUUCUGGCUUCGCAAAGUCAUGGCAAGGACUCUUCGCUGCGCGAUUUGUGAUGGGAAUCGGAAUUGGCGCAAAGAACGCUACAGUGCCCAUUUAUUCAGCUGAGAUGGCUCCAGCCAGAAUUCGAGGUGCUCUUGUCAUGUUCUGGCAACUUUGGGUCGUAGCCGGUAUUUUCUUGGGCUUCGCUGCCAACGUUAUUGUCAAGGAUGUGAAAGAUAUCGCCUGGCGUCUUCAGCUCGGCUCCGCAUUCAUUCCAUCCUUCAUCCUUGCCAUUGGCAUCUUCUUCUGUCCCGAGUCUCCUCGCUGGCUUAUGAAGCAUAACAGGCACGCUGAAGCAUUCCAGUCCAUGAAGCGCUUGCGAGCUCAUCCAAUUAUUGCUGCUCGAGACUUCUAUUAUUCAUACGUGAUCUACGAGGAGGAACUCAAGGAGACUCGGGGCGCAGGCUAUUUCUCACGUCUGUGGGACUGUUUCGCCGUCCCGAGGAUCAGACGGGCUAACUACGGUGCCUCGACUGUUAUGAUUGCGCAGCAAAUGUGCGGUAUCAAUAUCAUUUCUUUCUACAGCUCGACCAUCUUCCGGGAUGUCGGUUACACAGAAGACCAGGCCUUGUAUGCGUCUCUUGGCUACGGUGCUAUCCAAGUUGUGGCAACUAUUCCAACUUUGUUCCUGAUCGACACCAAAGGCCGAAGAACCUUGACUUUGAUCACAUUCCCCCUGAUGUGCAUCUUCCUUUUAGCUGGUGGUCUCUCUCUUUUGAACAAGACGGAUAAUCAUGGGGCUAUGAUUGCACCAGUUGCCUUGUUUGUGUAUUUGUUUACUAUUGCCUAUUCCUUGGGCGAAGGGCCAGUCGCUUUCCAAUAUUCAGCUGAGGUAUUCCCGACCAUUCAGCGAGAACAAGGAAUGGCGUGGGCUGUUUGUAUCAACAACACUUUUGCUGGCAUCCUUAGUCUAACAUUCCCUCGGAUGAUGACUGUGAUGACUCAAACUGGCGCUUUCGGCUUCUAUGCUGGUCUUAACCUCCUAGCUUGGUUUAUGAUUUUCUGCUUUGUCAGGGAGACCAAGCAGCUGACUCUAGAAGAAUUGGAUCAGGUAUUCUCGGUGCCAACCAAGAAGUUUAUCCACUAUGAACUUACUGUGUGGCUUCCUUGGUGGAUCAAGCGAUACAUCUUCAGACAGAAUAUUGAACGACCGCCACCAAUCAUUGCACUGGGCGACGGUGUCAGGUAA